Messenger RNA from Prunus armeniaca (apricot), 2430 nucleotides. NCBI's taxonomy places the organism in Eukaryota, Viridiplantae, Streptophyta, Magnoliopsida, Rosales, Rosaceae. The record is from the annotation of a GenBank genome assembly.
AUGGCCAACGAUGAUGGGUCAGCAAACACCAAUCAAUCCUUGGUGUCAGGAGGCUCCAAAACUACCACACAAAUCGUCACUUUGCAGAGUGACACCUCCAACUUCUCCGCAGGAAUCAAACUGGAUGAGAAUAAUUAUUCUCUAUGGCAUCAAAUCAUAGAGAUGAAGAUAGCUGGGCGAGAAAAACAUGGCCACUUGACUGGUGAUAUUGCCCAACCUGCAGACACAGAUCCCACAUUUAAUAAAUGGCAUGCAUCGGAUUGCCAAGUCAAGAGUUGGUUGUUCGACGCCAUGCAACCUAAUCAGAUUAAACGAUUUAUUCGUUAUGACACAGCAAAGCAAGUCUGGGCUACAAUCAAGCAAACCUAUUCAGAUGGUGCUGAUGAAGCCAAGAUUUAUGACCUUCACAGACGAUCAUUCAUAAUGAAGCAAGCUGGCGCAUCAGUUGCCAAAUAUUACAGUGAGCUCACUGAGAUGUUUCAAGAGCUUGAUCAAUUAAGUCCAAGCACCAUGGAGCAUCCGAAAGACAUUGAGACUAGACGCAAAGAGGUUGAUUGUCUCCGAGUUUAUAUAUUUCUUGUAGGUUUGGACAAUAAUUUCGAUCAAAUCCGAGGAGAGAUUUUGAGGAUUGAGCUAAAGCCCGAAUUGGAGGUCGCAUAUGCACGUAUUAAAAGAGAGAGUAACCGACAGGGAACCAUGUCUGAAGCUAGUGUAACCUCCGAAGCCACAGCCUUGGCUACUGCGAGGUCUAAACAAUCUCGACCGAACAACUAUAAUGUCGACCCUACUCGUAACCGGCCUCCAAUGAAUUGUACCAAAUGUGGUUUAGAUAACCAUACAAUUAAGGGCUGUUAUAAGAUCAUUGGUUAUCCAGAAGGAUGGGUCCACAAAGGGCGCAAAAAGGAUUCGUCUAUAGCCUCAUUUGCAUCCGCUCAGUCAUCCGAGGAGACUGCAUCAGAACCUCCAUUAGGUACAUCUGGCUCCAAGGCCUUGGCCACCUCAGGUACCUCUUGCACAUCUUCACUUACUUGUAAUAGAUCAUGGAUUAUUGACACUGGCGCUACUGAUCACAUGACAUCUAGUUUUACUGGGUUGCACUCUACCAAACCAUCAAGCCAAACACAUAUUACCAGUGCCAAUGGAACCACCUCCCAAGUUAUGGGAGAAGGGUCUUUAUCUCUUACAUCCUCAUUAAGUCUUGAUCAUGUCUUAGUUGUCCCUUCACUCGACUAUGACUUGUUAUCUGUUCCUCAAAUCAUUGAUUCCCUUAAUUGUACCGUGUGUUUUUGGCCAUUAUAUUGUCUGUUUCAGGAUCUUCUCACUAGGACCGUGAUUGGAUGUGGUACUAUGAGGGGAAAGUUGUAUUAUCUGGACUUGACAGAAGACAACUAUACAAGAUUGAGUCACGCACAUCAUGUGAGAAGAGAUGAGUCUAUCAGGAUGAAGAAAAUGUGGCUAUGGCAUAGACGAUUAGGGCAUGCUUCUUUUGGUUAUCUGAAACUUUUAUUUCCAUAUUUGUUUUCCCAGUUUGCUGAAUCAAACUUUCAUUGUGAAACUUGCAUUUUGGCCAAAAGCCAUCGUAUUUCUUACCCAUUAAGAUUGAAUAAAAGUUCUAUGCCUUUCAUGAUUGUCCAUUCUGAUGUUUGGGGACCAUCACGAGUUCCCACUAUUAGCGGUUUUAAGUGGUUUAUGAUGGUUAUUGAUGAUUGCACCCGGAUGACCUGGGUUUUUCCCCUAAAGCAGAAAAAUGAAGUCACCGCCAAAUUCAAGUUAUUUUAUCAAUAUGUUGCUACUCAGUUUGAGAAGAAAAUCACUACACUUCGGUUUGACAAUGAAGGAGAGUACGACAACCAUGACCUACAUAAUUUUUUAAUUCAACAUGGAAUUGUUCAUCAAACCACAUGUGCUUAUACACCACAACAGAAUGGCGUCGCAGAGCGUAAGAAUCGUCAUCUCUUGGAGGUUGUUAGUGCCUCUUUAUUUGAGGCCCGUAUGCCUCAUCAUUUUUGGGGGGAGGCUCUUUAUUCUGCUGCUUACCUCAUUAAUAGAACACCAUCCAGCACUCUUCAGUAUCAAACUCCAUUUCAGACAUUGACCACUCUCCUCACCAUGCCAUCCACACCAAAUCUCGAACCACGUCUCUUUGGUUGUGUUGCUUAUGUUCAAGUGUAUCCACAUCAGCGUGGCAAGCUUGAUCCGUGUGCACUGCGUUGUGUCUUUGUGGGUUAUGCUGACACUCAGAAGGGCUAUAAGUGUUUCCACCCUCCCACUCAGACCAUGCAUGUUACCGCAAAUGUGACUUUCCACGAGAGUGAGUUCUAUUACUCAGGGGGAGUUUCUAAGCAUCCUCUGCAGGGGAGAGCUCUAUCUUUGCAGAAGAUACUCAGAGCAUCCAAAUUCAACAAAAUGUUUAGAGCAGUUAGUGUCUGA